AUGGCCUUUCAUGAUAUCCAUAUUUUCGUUCUCGCAAAUGCUGUUUGUGGUAAAAGUGGCAACAAUUUAGUGCCAAACACGGGAUACGAGAACACAUAUGCAGAAUCUCCAGGUGUGGGCGUCAACAACAGCUCCGGGUCUUUCACUUCGUAUGGAUCGCAACCAACCCUACGGACCAUCUCCUUGGCCUUCGCCAACCCGUCGACAGUACCCAAAACCGGCCGAUCCUUAUUGAACAUAAGGACACCGCUCUGUAUAAUAGCCCUCUUAAAUAGGUCUUUACUUAACGGUGACAACAGGUGUGCGGACACAGACCACUUGCCGGCACUCGCGCCAAAUAUACCCGCAUUUCCGGGCGCAGUUUUGUCGGCGCCUUAUAGAAAGCCCAACUCUCACAACCGGGCCCCGCCGUGUAUCCAAAACGUCACCGGUUUUAAUGGUUCACUCUGUACUCCCGACCCGAAACAGGUGUCCAUAUGUUUAACGUCAGGCAGUUUUGUGUACUUCAAAGCGCCCAUCAGUUCUACCCUGUGUGAUGCUGUUGUAUUGGAGAUCAAUGAGUCUCAUAGAGCCAGUAGAGAUCGUGUUAUCAAAAUGCCCAAGCACCCAAAGAGAUUGUACGAAAUGGUGAUAUCUGGAAAUAUCGCGCCUGGUCAAUUAUUGGCUAUUAUGGGACCUAGUGGUGCUGGCAAAACGACCCUGCUCAAUGCACUCACCGGUAGAAAUAUGGGCAAAAUGUCGGUCACCGGAGAAGUGCUGAUAAACGGACGGCCGGUAAACGGGCGGACUCUGGCCUCCAUCUCGUCGUAUAUCCAACAAAACGAUUUGUUUCAUCCAUUGCUUACCGUUAGAGAGCAUCUCAUGAUUAAUGCUACUUUGCGACUGGCUGGAACUUUGUCUCAUGCUGAGAAAAAUGAAUUGGUUCAAAAUAUUUUAAUUAAGUACAAGUUAAACUUGGUCAAUUGUUCGGAGAGCAGAAUUGGAAGUGAUAUGACAUUUAAAGGCAUUUCUGGGGGAGAAAUGAAACGCUUAUCAAUCGCAUCAGAGAUUUUAACAAAUCCUUCGUUAAUCGAUGAGCCGACGAGUGGUUUGGACUCAUUUCUGGCCGAAAGUAUUGUCCGGCUAUUGAAGGCUAUGGCCUGUGAGGGCCGGACUAUAGUCUGUACUAUACAUCAGCCGUCGUCUCAAGUGUUCGCACUUUUCGACCACUUAUUACUGAUGACCGACGGAAGGGUUGCUUUCAUGGGAACCAAUGGUGAAGUAAAGAACUUUUUUACAUCACACGGUUAUGUAAGUGUGAUCAAAGCUACAGAUACCUCCGCCUUACAGGUGUUCACAUACAACGUACAUACCAAAUUGUGCGAUAAAUUCCUAGACUCUGAAUAUAACGCCACCUUAUUGUCAGACAUUAAUAAGACAAAAAUGGACAUGAUAUUCUGCGAUGAAAUAGCGAUCUUCUUACGCGAACACAAUAAUCAUAUGUAUUCAGUGUCGGCAUACUAUUUGUCGCACAUAUUUAUCAGGGCAAAUACCUGUUUCGAUUGUACUUUCCAUGAUUUCAAUAUCAAUUAUCAGCGUUUGCCCUACAGUUAUGACAUUUUAUACGGCUGUUUUAUAUCAUCCAUCGUGCCCAAUCUGCAAAUGUCCAUGAUUGUCAUGCCACCUAUGCUAUUAAUACAGACUCUAUUUGGUGGAUUAUUCCUUAAUUCCGGUGAAAUACAAGGAUGGCUAAUUUGGUUAAAAUAUUUGACCAUGUCUCAUUAUGGUUACGAAGCUCUAAUGAUCAGCCAAUGGCGAACAGUUGACUAUAUACCAUGCUACAAUAAUAGCGAAUCGGUGGGACAUUGUUAUGGCAACGGUUCAAAUGUGAUCACUUCGCAGGGUUUCCACGAGGAUAAUAUUCACUGGGAUUCAAUAGCUUUAAUAGUGUUGGCAAUUUACUCUGUAAAAUGUGUCGGCCGGGGCUCCGAACCACUGCCCGAAUACAAUUUCCACAAUCACUCGCGUUAUCUUCAUAUAUACGGCUAUCCCCUGGAGUUGGACUAUCAGGACAUCCGGCCGUUGGGCGCAAAUUAUAUCCGCUUUGAUAAUUAUUUACGCGCCGAAAAGCACCUGCCAUUCGCUGUGCCGCCAGAGUUGGCCGCAAAGCCCGGAGCGUUGGUCUACUUCUCUAUGGGAACUCUCGUUUCGAUUGACGCGCAAAACAUGCGCCGAUUGGUCGCCAUUUUGGCCAAAUCUCCGCACCGUUUCAUCGUAUCGAUGGGUCCGUCGCAUACGGAGUACACACUGGCCAACAAUAUGUGGGGCGCGGCGUCCGUACCGCAGCUCCGGGUUCUACCGCUCGUGGAUCUGAUGCUAACACACGGCGGCAAUAAUACGGUCACCGAAACCAUGUUCUUUGGGAAACCGAUGAUAGUUAUGCCUCGCAUUCACGACAAGGGCUUUGGUCUACGACUGGACGCAUACAAGUGCUCGGAGGAGGAGCUGUUGGCGGCGAUCGAUACUCUGCUCAACGAUAAGGCGAUGUCUGAACGCUUGGCCGAAGUCCUCCCGAAUAAUACAAUCGGAUAA
Messenger RNA from Medioppia subpectinata, 2571 nucleotides. Lineage: Eukaryota; Metazoa; Arthropoda; Arachnida; Sarcoptiformes; Oppiidae. The record is from the annotation of a GenBank genome assembly.